Impatiens glandulifera is the source of this 1956-nucleotide messenger RNA. Its product is annotated as DNA ligase 1. The record is from RefSeq and is a predicted model, not a curated record. Lineage: Eukaryota; Viridiplantae; Streptophyta; Magnoliopsida; Ericales; Balsaminaceae. The coding region runs from base 1 to 1956 and encodes 651 amino acids. The transcript is spliced from 9 exons.
AUGAAAUUUGAAGAUAUUGAAGAUGUAGUUCUUCAUAAACCUGAUAUGAGGAAGAAAAGACAAAUUACUUCUGCCAAAACCAAACCUUCCACGAGUAGAAGAACCCGCAACCCUACCCCCAUCACCAGCAACUCUUAUUCUGCCGAGAGCGCCACAAGUAGAAUAGAUGACGAAUCCUCUCCCAUGACUCCAACAGCAACAACUCCCCAUGAUAGAUGUAGAUUUGAUGAACUUACGAAGGAACUAAAUGAACUAAAAACUGAAAUGAGAACUGAAAUAAAUCUCAUAAAAGAGAUGUUAAACCAACUACAACAACAAUUUGGCAUAUUAUCAGCCACACUAGGGGAGGAACAGAGAAAGAGAAGAUUUAAUGAGGAAUAUGUGGAUGUGGAGAAAAAGAAGGUGAAUGAGGAAGACAAGGAUGAGGAAGAUUUGGAGGAGAUAGAUGAGGAAGAUUUGGAUAAGGUGAAUGUGUUGAUUGAGGAUUUGUUGAAUGAUGAUAAUGAUGAGCUUAUGGAGAAGAAAGACAAUGAUGGGCUUGUGGAGAAGAAAGACAAUGUCGGGCUUGUGGAGGAGAAGAAGAAUGAGGAUGUGUUGAUUGAGGAAUUGUUGAAUGAUGAUAAUAUUGAGGAUGGGCAUAUGGAGGAAAAGAAUAAUGAUGAUGUGGUUGAGGAUAAUUUGGUGAAUGAUGAGAUUGUGGAGAAGAAGAUUGAUGAUAUUGAGGAUGGGAUAGUGGAGGAGAAAUUCAAUGAUGGGAUUGUGGAGAAAAAGAUUGAGGAUAUUGAGGAUGGGCUAGUGGAGGAGAAGAACAAUGAUGGGAUUGUGGAGGAGAAGGUGGAGGAUAUUGAGGAUGGGCUAAUGGAGGAGAAGAACAAUGAUGGAAUUGUGGAGGAGAAGGUGGAGGAUAUUGAGGAUGGGCUAGUGGAAGAGAAAGUGGAGGAGAAGAACAAUGAUGGGAUUGUGGAGGAGAAGGUGGAAGAUAUUGAGGAUGGGCUAGUGGAGGAGAAAUCCAAUGAUGGGAUUAUGGAGAAGAACAAUGAUGGGAUUGUGGAGAAGAACAAUGAUGAGAUUGUGGAGAAGAACAAUGAUGGAGUUGUUGAGGAAGCUGAUGUGCUUGAUGAGAAAUUCAAUGAUGGGAUUGUGAAGGAGAAGGUGGAGGAUAUUGAGGAUGGGCUAGUGGAGGAGAAGAACAAUGAUGGGAUUGUGAAGGAGAAGAACAAUGAUGGGAUUGUAAAGGAUGAGAAGAUGGAGGAGAAGAAGGUGGUGCAGAAUAAGAAGGUGGUGCAGAAGAAGGUGGACGAUGAUUUGUUUGUGGAAAAAGUGGACAAGGUGCCGAAUAAGAAGGUGGUACAGAAUAAGAAGGUGGUACAGAAUAAGAAGGUGGUACAGAAGAAAGUGGACAAUGAUUUAUUUGUGGACAAGAAGGAAAACAAGGUGCAGAAGAAGGACAAGCAGGAGGUGGAGGAGAAGGAGGAGGAGGAUGUGGUGGAAUUAGACGAUGCAUCCCACAUCCAAUUUAAGAGAAAGAGGUUGAGGUCGAAAGCUCUACUUAGUCCAUACACCGUCCCUCGUCCAAACAAGAAGGUGAAAGAAGAUGUUGAUGAUCCAAUCAUUGUCGAUCCUAUGGCGAAGACACGUAAUUGGCUAACUGAUGUGGAGAUCAAUGCCGGAUGUGCUCUACUAAGAAAAAGAGCAUUCACCUACCCUAAGACGCACGCGACGGAUUUCACCAUCUUAGAUUGCCAUUUCGUCCCAUUGUUUACAUCACACUAUGACAAAUUUGUUGCUGAUUCGAUUGAUGCUGAUAAACCACAAGGACAUUAUUUUGAUGAAUCCUUGUACUUGUACUGCUGGGUAGAGAAGAUAGACAUAUGCUCAAUUGGAGCACUGCUGAUGACAUUUACUUCCCCCUCAACCUCGACCUCAAACACUAAGCACUGUGUGUUCUACGAAUGA